Molecule: messenger RNA, 3168 nt
Organism: Sorex araneus (European shrew)
Lineage: Eukaryota; Metazoa; Chordata; Mammalia; Eulipotyphla; Soricidae
Gene: CASP2
Product: caspase 2
Exons: 11
Coding region: 241-1524 (427 amino acids)
Biological process (GO): regulation of apoptotic process; proteolysis
Molecular function (GO): cysteine-type endopeptidase activity
Source: RefSeq, a predicted model, not a curated record
CUGAGCGCCGCGCUGGGUUGGGUGGGCCGGUGGGCGGUGCGCGCCGAGCCCGGGAAAAGCGGGCCAUGGCGUCGCGGCGCGCGGCCUCCCGGCCCGCCCUCUCGCCCCAGGGGCUGGUGGCUGCUGACAGGGGGCGCAGGAGUCGGUGCCGUCGGCCCGACCUUGGCUCUUUGGGCCGCCUCCCCUGCCACUCCCCAUGACGGCCUUCCCCCCGCCCCCAGGACGCCGCGGCCCUGCGGCAUGCACCCCGACCACCAGGAGGCCCUCAGGAAGAACCGCGUGGUGCUGGCCAAGCAGCUGCUGCUGAGCGAGCUGCUCGAGCACCUCCUGGAGAAGGACGUCGUCACCCUGGAGAUGCGGGAGCUCAUCCAGGCCAAAGCGGGCAGCUUCAGCCAGAACGUGGAGCUGCUCAACCUGCUGCCCAAGAGGGGGCCCCAGGCCUUCGAGGCCUUCCUCGGGGCCCUGCGGGAGACGAAGCAGAGCCACCUGGAGGAGCUGCUGCUCGCCACCCUGGCCGACCUGCCGCGCCUGCUGCCCCCGGUGCCCAGCCCCAGAAAUCUAAGCUGUGACUACGACCAGAACUUCCCCUUCCCCGUGUGCGAGUCCUGCUCCCCUCACAAACAGCUCCGCCUCUCCCCAGACGCCGUGGAGCACUCCCUGGACGACGGGGACGGCCCUCCCAGCCUGCGGGUGAGGCCUUGCACUCCCGAGUUCUACCAGACGCACUGCCAGCUGGCCUACAGGCUGCAGUCUCGGCCCCGGGGCCUGGCGCUGGUGCUGAGCAACGUGCACUUCACGGGGGAGAAAGAUCUGGAAUUCCGCUCCGGAGGGGACGUGGACCACAGCACCCUCGUCGCCCUCUUCAAGCUCUUGGGCUACAGUGUCCACGUGCUGCUCGACCAGACUGCACAGGAGAUGCAGGAGAAGCUGCAGGACUUCGCCCAGCUGCCCGCUCACCGCGUCACCGACUCCUGCAUCGUGGCCCUCCUGUCCCACGGCGUGGAGGGCGGCGUCUACGGUGUGGACGGCAAGCUGCUGCAGCUGCACGAGGUGUUCCGGCUCUUCGACAACGCCAACUGCCCGAGCCUCCAGAACAAGCCGAAGAUGUUCUUCGUGCAGGCCUGCCGUGGAGAUGAGACCGACCGCGGGGUGGACCAGCAGGACGGGAGGAGCCGCGCGGCGGCGCCCGGGUGCGAGGACGGCGAGGCGGGCAAGGAGGGCAUGCUGAAGGUGCGCCUGCCCACGCGCUCCGACAUGAUCUGCGGCUACGCCUGCCUCAGAGGGACCGCGGCCAUGCGGAACACCAAGCGCGGCUCCUGGUACGUGGAGGCCCUGCAGCAGGUGUUCUCGGAGCGCGCCUGCGACAUGCACGUGGCCGACAUGCUGGUCCAGGUGAACGCGCUGAUCAAGGAGCGCGAGGGCUACGCCCCGGGCACGGAGUUCCACCGGUGCAAGGAGAUGUCCGAGUACUGCAGCACCCUGUGCCGCCACCUCUACCUGUUCCCGGGCCACCCCCCGACGUGAGGCGCCGCCCACGCCGCCCCGGCGCCCCCGGGAAAGAGCCUUUCUCUGGGCGCUGCUGGUUCCGGAACGUUCUUCCCCGCACAGGGACAGGGAUGCGCGUGCGCGGGGGACGGAGGGCCCUUCCCGCGGGUGCGCUGGCGGGGACUCGCCCCCCGCCCCGCCCACCGUGCUGGGGUCGCCAGGGCAGGAGCCUGGCGGGCGUCUGGCUCUUUCUGCCCGUGACUCGGUGGUUGCUGUGACGCGCUGGGUCCCGGGGCUCAUCUUCACUGGGCAGGUGGCCCGGUUAUCCCGGGCUGCCGCACUCCAGCCCCUCUGCAGGGCAGAGGGUUUGCGUGUCCAGCUCUGCCCCGUCCGCUCCCCAAGGCCUGCCACGGGCGCUGCGGUGACCCUUGCACAGGGUGUGGGCGGGGCCAGAUAAGAGCCACUUUCCCACGUGAAUCAGCCCCUUCCCCCGUCCUUCCUGAAGGAACUCUCUCUCUCUCUCUCUCUCUCUCUCUCUCUCUCUCUCUCUCUCCCUCUCUCCCUCUCUCUCCCCCUCUCUCUCUCUCUCUCUCUCUUUCUCCCUCCCUCCCCCCUUCCUCGGGGUCUGUCACCUCCCUCUUCCUGUCUCCCUGUCCUCCCUCCUGCCAUCCCCUUCACUGCCACCAGAGCUGCUGGAACGCUCCCGUGGGCUCGUGUCACUGCGCCGAGGCGCUGUGUCGGGGUCUCCCACCGCUUCCCGCUUCCUCGGUGCCUGGCGUGCCCCCCGCCCCCCACUCCCCGGCUCCUGUGCUCGCUCAGUGUCUGGGGCACGUUGCCGUGUACGUGGCUCCUUCUGCCUGGGCCGCCUGCUCGUCUUCUGCACGGCUUGACACCUGCUGUUCUCCGAGACCUCUUUUUUGUUGUUGUUUUAACAAAACUCCAUUCUCGUCCCCUCCCGCCAGCGGGUUUGGGCGUGGGGAUUUUUUAAACAGAAUCCUGGGCUUUGGCACCUUCUUAGCGUCUCUGGGUCCCUGCUUCCACCCCUCCUUGGCCGCGAGGCCCACGAAAAGUGCUCAUGACCCCCAGGAAACUCCCGGCGGGUUCUGGAUGGUCUGAGUUGUGUCCUGUCCUGCCCGCCCUCAGCCUGCACGCCACCGGUGUCGCCCGAGUCACGUGCAAAGGUCCCCUCACGACCGCUUUUCCAGGCCGCUCGAGGAGGCUGUCUUCCGUGUCUCUGUAUUACCGUGGCCGGUUCAUCGUCCCUUUGCGUUCACCACGGCUCAGGUGCCGCCUCUCCCCUCCUACGCCCGUCACCCCACGGGGGCCAGAAUCCCCCGCCCACCAGCACGCCCUGGUGCCCGGCACACAGUGGGGCUUCCGUCCAUGCCUUUGGCCCGGGCGCGAGUCGUCCCGGCGAAACUCCCCUGCUUCGUCCGUCCUUGUGCUGAGUGUCGCUCCGUGCUGUGCUUGACCCGAGGGCAGCCUGAGCCCCUGGAGACGCGUCACGGGUGACAAGGCUCCCGCAGCGCCUGGCCCGGCGCCUGGUCACUGCCGGGCCUGUGAGCCGAGGGGGGGGUGUUGGGACAGGCGUUUCCAAGUGCCACCCCCGGGUCAGUAUCAGAUUUGGGUGGUAAAGCCUUUCCACUUCCCACUGCCAGGAGGUGCCCAAUAAACGCUCCUGUG